Molecule: messenger RNA, 1319 nt
Organism: Tribolium madens (black flour beetle)
Lineage: Eukaryota; Metazoa; Arthropoda; Insecta; Coleoptera; Tenebrionidae
Product: inactive peptidyl-prolyl cis-trans isomerase FKBP6-like
Exons: 2
Coding region: 144-1244 (366 amino acids)
Molecular function (GO): peptidyl-prolyl cis-trans isomerase activity; protein binding
Source: RefSeq, a predicted model, not a curated record
UUAAGCGAUUUCGUCCUACAAAUAGCCGAGUUCAAUUUAUCUAAAAACGAUUUUUUUGCAACUUUUGUUACGAUUAUUUGUAAAUUGAACGUGUUUAACUGUUAUUGGGGUUUUUAAAAGGGGCCCUUGGUUUUAACAUCGCGAUGGCACGUUUAGUGGAGCCGAUAAAAUUGAGUCAGCUGACUCAAGAAGGAUUUGAAUUUCAAACCGAUACAAGUUACGUUGAAAAUUCUGAUUCCGAUGAGGAAACUCCUGAUGUGUUAGAAAAGAAAAUUCAAAAUAGCAAUAAGGAAUGUAUUGGGAUUUUUGAUGAAGAGGUCUAUCAACAAGAUGAACCGUUUGAAAUAAUAGCUAAGAAAAUGGAAAAUCUUGUAGCAGAUGGGAAAAUCAAGAAACGGGUUUUACGGGAAGGUAAUGGUGAAAAACCAGAAGUGUAUUCAAAAGUUAAAAUCAACUACAAUGCAUAUCUCGAAUAUGAUGAAAAUCCUUUUGAUUCGACUUAUAUUCGUAAUAAACCUCUCAAAUUCACCAUUAGUAAUGGAAAAGUUCUACCAGGACUUGAUUUUGCGGUAAAAACAAUGACACUCAAUGAAAAAUCUCAAUUUUUAAUUCAUCCUGAUUAUGCUUACGGUAAAAGUUGUUUAAUUAAGGGUGUCCCUCCUAACUCCACUAUUCUUUUCGAAAUUGAAUUAAUUGAUGUUGUUAAUUGCGGAGCUGCUGUUACUUAUGAAACACUACCUGAAGAACAACAGGGCACAUUUACUGAAGUUUACAAAUACUGCAUUGCGCUUUGUGAACAAGGUAAAAAAUCAUUUAAAGAACACGAUUAUAAAAACGCGAUCAAAAAUUAUAACAUAGCCGCUACGAAACUUGAAAAAACUGUUGUGAAAGGAAAAGAUGAAAAUGAGAGUCGAAUGGAACUAUUAUUGAAGUUGUACACGAAUUUGUUGAUUUGUUACACACGCUCUCGUGAAGUUAGAAAGGGGUGUUUUAAUGCGAAAAAAAUCAACGAUUUGACUGAAAAUGGACGAUUGAUGAAGAUUCCUGCUAAGGUUUAUUUUAAUCAUGCCAAGUGUUUACGCAUUUUGUGUGAUUAUGACGAAGCCAAAGAAGUUUUAAAUAAGGCAUAUAAAAUGGAACCGAAGAAUCCAGAAAUCGCCAAUGAAAUGUUGAAUUUAAAUAACGAUAGGACGGAACAUAAGGACAAACAAAUGGUUUUUGCAAAGGCCCUCGUGAAUAAUUAGAUUUUAUUGUCAUGUUGUAAUUUCCGACUUUUAGUUUAUUUUUGAUAUCUUUUGAAAUAAAAUGUAAUCAAAAUA